AGGCUCGUCUGGGACAUACGUAGAUCAAGCUUAUCAACACCAGUCUUGCAUAACACUCACCUUCACAACCAUGGGUCGCCGUCCAGCUCGCUGUUACCGUUACUGCAAGAACAAACCCUACCCAAAGAGCAGGUACAAUCGCGGUGUUCCCGACCCCAAGAUUCGAAUCUUCGAUCUUGGCCGCAAGCGGGCCUCCGUUGACGAAUUUCCCUUCUGCUGCCAUCUUGUGUCCGACGAGUAUGAGCAGCUCAGCUCCGAGGCUCUUGAAGCUGCUCGCAUCUGCGCCAACAAGUACGUGACGAAGACUUCCGGCAAGGAUUCCUUCCAUCUUCGCGUCCGCGUCCACCCUUUCCACGUUAUCCGGAUCAAUAAAAUGUUGUCCUGUGCUGGUGCCGAUCGUCUGCAACAAGGGAUGCGUGGUGCUUGGGGCAAGCCCUACGGUAGUGUCGCCCGUGUCAACAUUGGACAAGUCCUGCUUUCUAUCCGAUGCAAAGAAGCGAAUGCACCGAUCGUCAUGGAAGCUCUUCGCCGUGCUCGUUACAAGUUCCCCGGGCGCCAAAAGAUCAUCGUGUCGAAGAAGUGGGGUUUCACCAACGUGAACAAGGCCGACUACAUCAAAUUGAAGGAGGAAAAGAAGGUGUUGCAGGACGGUGCAUAUGUGCAGUUUAUCAGACCGAAGGGCAACCUGGAGACUAACCUUCGAAACCAACUGCGUGCUUGAAUCUGUCCAUGUAAUACAGCCUAUCUAUUCCUGCGAUCUGUGCAUGGUCUGUGGUCAUCGAAUUUCUGAGCUGGGGGGUAUUUUUACUCUUUAUCCGGCCGCUCUUUCACAUGACUCCAAUGAACGGCGCCGCGAGGAGAAGGAACGAGGGCGAAGGUGGUUUGUGUGUUAUUUCAAGAACAUGCAUUCUCUUCUCCGUGUUACUAUUAGAUUUCUAUCCGCUAUCCCAUAGCGGAAAUACCAUGCGCCCAAGCUCCGGAGAUGGGUCCAAGUAACACGAUACUCAUAAGUUGCUGAAUCACGCACGCUAAGGAGCUUUUGCGCCAAUGAGAGCCCUCUGUCUCGAUCUCAUUCGCAAGUUGAAACCACUUGUAGUAUGUACUACGCUUUGCCCUCUUUCAGGCAUGCAGCUUCCGGAAUGAAGCCUCAAGACUUGCGUCAGGUCUUAGCAUAGUCUCUAGGGAGAAGAGACACCAAACGUCGCGCAGGCAGCAGAGCGCAAGCACUGUGACUUGGGGCUUCUGUGGAUUACAGUCGUCCUCGCGUGUAGACUACUGCGUCGUAGCACCAUUGCGUUACAGCCGACGGGGUCGAACGGCUCCAGGCUCGAGCGACCAGCUUCUUGACUGCCAUUUUUUAUGUAAAGAAUCAGAAAAUUCAUGCUUCGGCCGAUCGGCCGCAUCGGACACAUGGGGUAG
Mycena citricolor is the source of this 1419-nucleotide messenger RNA. Lineage: Eukaryota; Fungi; Basidiomycota; Agaricomycetes; Agaricales; Mycenaceae. The record is from the annotation of a GenBank genome assembly.